ACGCGAGAAAGAAGAAGACGCUUCUUCUGCAAACGAAAAGGUGAAAUCAGCUCCUGGACUCCUCGAGUUUCAGUCGAGCAGGUUAGCGGAGAAGAAGGUGUUGCACGGUUCAAGGAAGCGGUGGUCAACUUUCUUUCCCCCAAGCUCAGAGCACCGACAAGGUAUCCGGAGCAAUAGCGAGCCCACUUCGCGCGGAAAAAUCAAGGUGGACAGCGAAGAGGACCCAAAGACAGAUGAUUUAGGCGCCGAAUCUCAGGCAAACAGAGGAUUAAAUGCAAGCCCUCUCUUUUCUCCGUGUUUAUCAAGGCCUCGCAAGGAAAAUUUAGGGGAAAGGGACUCGUCGCCGAGAAAGGAAGCAGAUCUGAAAUUUUUUUCAUCCAACGAAGAUAUGGAAGGUUUUUUGGGCCGAGUGGGGUCUGAUUCUCGUGGCUCAGCAGUCAUUGUUAAGCCUUCUUCGCCAGAAACCAGAGGUAAAGGGCCUAGCUUGAUAGGGAACUGUGUUCCGAGGGUUGCGGAAAAUCUGGAGGUAACGUCUUCACUUUUUAAUUCCAUACAUCCACUUAUACCCUCUUCUAAUUCCCUCUUGAAUCCUCCCGUACACAUUCAGUGUCCCUCUACCCCCAUGUCCCCCGACUCAUCUUCUCAAUCUCUGGCACCCAUGGAAAACCGAGUAAUCUCUAAAUUUUUUUCCAAAAAAGGCAACGAUGAAGGUCAUUUUCCGGUUGAUAUUCCUAGUUUAGAAAUGGAAACGGAGGUGAUCCAGCCUGCUUGUCCUUACCAGAUGUCUGAGAGUGUCAAUUCUCUCUCAGCUAUUUUAAGAUCACCUUGCAAGGAGUCCAGUAAGGCUACAGUUCACUUGGGAGGUAUUGCGGGCUCUCCUUCGGGCGAGUUCCAAAUAGAAGGACUGUCCCCUAGGAAAAUGGCAAAAGUACGCGAGGUUUUAAAAAAUCUGGAUAUCAAGGUAUAUUCCAGGAGGAAGAGCAGAUGCUCCACAGGAUUGUGAGACUAUCUGGUUUUGGUUCGGAGUUUAGGGUCACAAUAGUUUCACAUGAAGAUAAUCAGUUGGAAUACCAGGGGAUUGGGCUCAAAGAAAAAGAGAAGGGUGGUUAAGGAUUUUCUGAGAUCAGAAAAGCCGGAUGUAGUGAUGUUUCAGGAAACAAAAAAGGAAGAGUGUGAUAGAAGAUUUGUGGGUAGUGUCUGGACAGCCAGGAAUAAGGAUUGGGCAGCCCUUCCGGCAUGUGGGGCUUCGGGUGGAAUUUUGAUCAUAUGGGAUGCUAAAAAAUUGAGCAGGGAGGAGGUAGUGUUAGGUUCUUUUUCGGUCUCAAUCAAGUUUGCAUUGAACGGUUACGAAUCUCUGUGGCUAUCGGCAGUUUAUGGCCCAAACAUCUCAGCUCUCAGGAAGGAUUUUUGGGUGGAGCUUUCAGACAUUGCUGGGCUGGCUUCUCCGCGUUGGUGUGUGGGAGGUGACUUUAAUGUCAUAAGGAGAAGUUCAGAAAAAUUGGGCGGUUCUAGAUUAACCCCAAGCAUGAAGGAUUUUGAUGAUUUCAUAAGUGAUUGCGAAUUGAUAGAUUUACCUUUAAGGAGUGCAUCAUUUACUUGGUCAAACAUGCAAGUGAAUCCAGUUUGCAAGAGAUUAGAUCGUUUCCUGUACUCAAAUGAGUGGGAACAAGCAUUUCCUCAAAGUAUUCAAGGAGUACUACCAAGAUGGACAUCGGAUCAUUGGCCGAUUGUCUUGGAAACUAAUCCGUUCAAGUGGGGUCCAACGCCGUUCAGGUUUGAAAAUAUGUGGUUGCAACAUCCUAGUUUUAAGGAGAAUUUUGGAAGAUGGUGGAGGGAAUUUCAAGGAAAUGGGUGGGAAGGGCAUAAGUUCAUGAGGAAAUUACAGUUCGUUAAAGCCAAAUUGAAAGUGUGGAAUAAGGUUUCUUUUGGAGAGCUAAGUAAAAGGAAAGAAGAUAUAUUAUCUGAUUUAGUUAACUUUGAUUCAUUGGAGCAAGAAGGGGGCCUAACCCAUGAACUUUUAGCCCAAAGAGCUUUAAAAAAAGGAGAGUUAGAGGAGUUGAUUUUGAGGGAAGAAAUACACUGGAGACAAAAAGCUAGGGUAAAAUGGGUAAAAGAAGGGGAUUGCAAUUCAAGAUUUUUUCAUAAGGUGGCCAAUGGCAGGAGAAAUAGGAAAUUCAUUAAGGAGUUGGAGAAUGAAAAUGGCCUAAUGAUGAAUAAUUCAGAGAGCAUAAAAGAGGAGAUUUUAAGGUACUUCGAAAAGCUCUACACGAGUCCUUCUGGAGAAUCUUGGAGAGUGGAAGGCUUAGAUUGGUCCCCUAUAUCUGGUGAGAGCGCGUUUAGGUUGGAAUCCCCCUUUACUGAAGAAGAGAUUUUUAAGGCUAUAUUUCAGAUGGACAGGGAUAAGGCUCCGGGGCCGGAUGGCUUUACCAUAGCAGUGUUUCAAGAUUGUUGGGAAGUGAUAAAGGAGGAUCUAGUGAAAGUGUUUACAGAAUUUCAUAGGAGCGGAAUUAUUAAUCAAAGCACCAAUGCUUCCUUUAUAGUUCUGUUACCUAAAAAAAGCAUGUCAAGGAGAAUCUCAGACUUUAGACCUAUUAGUUUGAUCACUAGUCUAUACAAGAUAAUAGCCAAAGUGUUAGCAGGGCGUAUAAGAGGGGUACUUCAUGAGACCAUCCACUCUACUCAAGGAGCCUUCGUACAAGGGAGACAAAUUUUGGAUGCAGUUCUCAUAGCCAAUGAGAUAGUGGAUGAGAAAAGAAGAUCAGGGGAGGAAGGAGUUGUAUUCAAAAUUGACUUUGAAAAGGCCUAUGAUCAUGUGAGUUGGGAUUUUUUGGAUCAUGUGUUGGAGAUGAAAGGGUUUGGUAUUAGAUGGAGGAAAUGGAUGAGAGGUUGCUUGUCCUCGGUUUCUUUUGCAGUCCUGGUGAACGGUAAUGCGAAAGGGUGGGUUAAGGCAUCUAGAGGUUUAAGACAAGGAGACCCUUUAUCACCGUUCUUGUUCACUAUAGUGGCAGAUGUGUUGAGUAGGAUGUUAUUGAAAGCUGAGGAGAGAAACGUCUUGGAGGGUUUCAAGGUGGGUAGGAAUAGAACAAGGGUUUCCCACUUACAAUUCGCAGAUGAUACCAUUUUCUUUUCCAGCUCUCGGGAGGAGGAUAUGAUGACCCUUAAGAAUGUCCUGCUAGUGUUUGGGCAUAUUUCCGGUUUGAAAGUUAAUCUUGACAAAAGCAAUAUCUAUGGUAUUAAUCUGGAGCAGAAUCACCUUUCUAGGUUGGCCGAGAUGCUUGACUGCAAGGCUUCUGGGUGGCCUAUACUUUACCUGGGUCUUCCUCUGGGAGGGAAUCCUAAGACGAGUUGCUUUUGGGAUCCUGUGAUUGAGAGGAUAUCAAGGAGAUUAGAUGGGUGGCAGAAGGCAUAUUUAUCUUUUGGAGGCAGAAUUACUCUCAUUCAAUCUUGUCUCACCCAUAUGCCUUGUUAUUUUCUCUCCUUGUUUAAGAUUCCCGCCUCUGUGGCAGCAAAAAUUGAGAGAAUGCAAAGAGAUUUUUUAUGGUCAGGCGUAGGGAAAGGCAAAAGAGACCAUUUGGUUAAUUGGGACGUGGUAUGUAAGCCGAAAUCGAGAGGGGGAUUGGGUUUUGGAAAGAUAUCUAUAAGGAAUGUCGCUCUUUUAGGGAAGUGGUUGUGGAGAUAUCCUAGAGAGGGUUCUGCUCUAUGGCAUCAGGUGAUUUUAAGCAUUUAUGGAUCACACUCCAAUGGUUGGGAUGUCAACAACAUAGUUAGAUGGUCUCAUCGUUGUCCUUGGAAGGCCAUUGCACUAGUCUACCAAGAGUUUUCCAAGUUUACUCGGUUUGUGGUAGGUAAUGGGGAUAGAAUUCGGUUCUGGGAUGACUUGUGGUGGGGGGAACAACCUUUGGGUGUCCAAUAUCCAAGAUUACUUAGAGUAGUCACGGAUAAAAAUGCUCCUAUUUCAUCAAUUCUUGGUUAUACCCGCCCUUUCUCUUGGAAUUUCACUUUUCGCCGAAAUCUUUCUGAUUCUGAGAUAGAAGAUCUAGAGGGCCUCAUGCAGUCUUUAGAUCGUCUACACAUUUCAUCUUCGGUUCCAGAUAAGAGAUCUUGGUUCUUAUCUCCUUCAGGUCUUUUCACAGUCAAAUCUUUCUUUCUGGCCUUAUCCCAAUAUUCUGAGUCGCCUACAAUUUUCCCUACCAAGUUUGUCUGGAAUGCUCAAGUCCCUUUUAAAGUCAAGUCCUUUGUCUGGUUGGUGGCUCACAAGAAGGUUAAUACUAAUGACUUGCUACAAUUGAGAAGACCCUACAAAGCACUUAGCCCUGACAUAUGUAAGUUGUGCAUGAAGCAUGGAGAAACAAUAGAUCACCUCUUCCUUCAUUGCUCUUUGACGAUAGGGUUGUGGCACAGAUUAUUUCAAUCAGCAAAGAUGGAUUGGGUUUCCCCAAGGAGUAUCUCUGACAUGUUAUCUAGUAAUUUUAAUGGUUUUGGAUCUUCCAAGAGAGGGAUUGUUUUAUGGCAAAACGCGUGCAUCGCUUUAAUGUGGGUGGUGUGGCGGGAAAGAAAUGCAAGGAUUUUCGAGGACAAAGCAAGGAAUUCUGAGUAUCUUUGGGAUUCCAUUUGUUUUCUUACCUCUUUCUGGGCUUUUUGUUCUAAGGUUUUUAAGGGGAUUCCUCUUAACAUGCUACAACUUGAUUGGUUAGCGGCGUGUAACUAGAGUGUCUUUUCUCUUUAUGUACUUUCUUAUUUUUGAUUUCUUGUAGUCUUGUUUUUCUUUGCUGGGAGGAUUCCUCAUCCUUCUUUUGUACCUUCUUUUUAUCAAUAUAUUCCGUUGUCGUUUCCUAUCAAAAAAUGGCUUACUUUACAACACAGCAAAGGAGAUUUGGGAUGCAACUAAUUUAAUGUACUCAAAUCUGGGAAACGACUCUAAACUCUAUGAGUUGAGUGAGAAGGCAAGGUCAAUUCAGCAAGGAGACUCGUCAAUAAUGGCCUAUUUCAAUUCUUUAAAUAUUUUGUAUCAAGAAAUUGAUUUGUGUCAGGAUAUUGUGUGGAAAAACCCAGAGGAUCAUGCCACUUACCGAAAGUUGAUUGAAAAGGAAAGAGUCUUUAAAUUCCUUCUGGUUUGCGGCCUGAAUUUGAUCAAGAAAGGGGUAGGAUUUUAAGUAGCUCGCCCAUUCCAUCUCUUUGGGAGGUCUUCAACUCAAUAAGGAGAGAAGAGAGUCGCAUAGGCUUUAUGAUGAGUGGACCGAAGUCAACUGCAGCUAAAACAUCUACAUUAUCAACAACAAAUCAGCCGACUACAGGAAACAAAAAUAUUAGAGCAAAUUCGGUCUAUGUUGCAGGGAAAAAUGCAGGGAAGAAGGAUGACAAAGAUAGUCUAUGGUGUGAUCAUUGCUAGAAACCACAACACACAAGAGAUAGCUGCUGGAAAAUUCAUGGGAGACCAGCGAAUUUACCCCAGAACUUUGGAAAAGGUCAUGGUUGGAAUAAUGGUGGUGGAGGACGAGGUUGGAACCUAGGAUCAGAUGGGGGCCGAGGCUUCCAAGCAGUAGCAGAUUUUUCAAAACAGCCCAAGCAAGGAAAUACUGGAGUUCCAAACCCUACCAAGGAGCAACUUGAGCAAUUCUAUAGGUUUAUAUUCCAAAAUUCCCAAAAUAUUACCUCUGCAAAUUUGGCCUAGUCAGGAUCUGUGUAUGGGGAAGAAGAUUGGUAGUGCUAGGGAGGUUGAUGGACUAUUUCUCUUAGAAGAAAAAAUGCAAGGGGGUUAUUCAAAAACUUUGAUCUUUGCACAAAUCAGUCCUUCAGAACAGGACUUGGGGUGAAACUCCUAAGUUCAUUGAACUUUGCAACUGGAGUUUAGGGCUCCUCCACCUCCCAAUCAUUUAGGGCUCUUGAAAAAUGGGGAUUCCAGCCCCCCCAACCCCCCUCCACCAAGGGGUCCCAAAUAUCCGCCACCUGAGCUUCCUUAUCAACAGCCAAAACAAAUAAGGAAGGAAAUAACACGCACAAAGGGGAGUCCCCACACUAUCUAUCCCUCCAAAACCUCACCCUCCUCCCAUUACCUACACGGAAUGAAAUUCGGGCGCCCACCAACUCCCAGUCCAUCCUUAUUCCUUUCCAAAGUCCCACACCAUGCGCCUCUCUCACUUCCCGAGAGCACCAACCCCCUCUAUCUUCCCCAUACUUCCCUCUAAUCACUUGAUUCCACAAAGCCUCUUUCAUUUGCAAAACGCCAAUUCCAUUUAGAAAGAAGAGCCUUAUUGAGAAUGGGAAGACAUUUAACCCUCAAGCCCCCUUUCUUUUUACAUAAGCACACCAACUCCCAUUUUACUAAAUGAGGCUUUCGCUCCAAAUUGCCACCCCCCCAAAGGAAAUCCCUUUGAAUUUUCUCAAGUCUUCAGCUAACUGAGCUUGGCAAGCGCAACAAGGACAUAAGAUAAAUAGGAAGAUUCAACAAGGUGCUUCGGAUUAGAGUCACUCUUCCUCUCUUAGAUAAGUAUUGUCUCUUUCACAUGGCCAACCUUCUACGAAAACGCUCUUCCACUCCAUCCCACACUGACACUGACUUAAACGGAGCACCCAAGGGAAGGCCCAAAUAAGUGGACGGGAGACUACCCACUCUACAACCAAAAUCCAAAGCGAGAUCAUCAAUAUUCUCUACCCUUCCUACUGGAAUGAGUUCACUCUUCUCCAAGUUUAUCCUGAGUCCCGACACAGCCUCAAACCACAUGAGCAAUCAACUUAGGUAAGUCAAAUUGUCUUGAGAAGCUUGGCAAAACACCAAAGUAUCAUCAGCAAACAACAUAUGGGAUAUCUAAAUUCCUUCUUCACUCCUACCCUUCAUCCUACAGCCCGACAUAAAACCUUCAUCCACAGCUCUUUUAAGAAAAAGGCUAAAAACCUCCAUGUCAAUCACAAAAAGGUAAGACGAAAGAGGAUCGCCUUGCCUCAACCCCCUUGAGCUUUGAAAGAAAUCCGUAGAAGUGUCAUUAACCAACACAGAGAAGCUUGCAGUGGAUAUGCACCACUUAAUCCACCCUAUCAAUUUCUCCCCAAAACCCAUUUUCGGUAUAACUGUGAGGAGAAAAGACCAGUCCACAUUGUCAUAAGCCUUCUCUAUGUCAAGUUUGCACAAAAUACCAUUCUCAUUAUUCUUCUGAAGCCUCGAUGGCUUUAUUAGCUAUCAACACUGCAUUUAGAAUUUGUCUACCCUCCACAAAAGCCCCUUAAGCCUUAGAAACCACCUUUCCAACCACCUUUUUUAGCCUAUUGGCUAAGACCUUGGCCAACCACUUAUACAGACUUCCCACUAAACUUAUAGGCCUAAAGUCCCUUAAAUCUUCAACCCCCGCUUUCUUUGGGAUUAAGACCACAAAAGUUGCAUUUAGAUUUUUAACAAAUUUAUUGUGAUCAUAGAAUUCCCUGAAAAAAUUCAUCACAUCAUCCUUCACAAAGUCCUAAGCAAACUACCAGAAAGCCAUUGAGAAACCAUCAAGCCCCGAAGCUUUAUCCUCAUUACAUCCCAAUAGCACAUCAUACACCUCCUCUUCUGUGAACUGCACCUCCAAAACACAAGCAUCCAUAUUCUCCAGUGUCUCACACUGCAGCCCAGAUAAAGGAGGACGCCAGUCCCCUGGAUUGGACAGCAAAGUCCUAAAGGCAUUGACUAUUGCUUCGUUGAUCCCAUUCUCCUCCGAAUGCCAAAUACCAUUAAUCCUUAUUUGGUCCACAUUGUUUCUUCUUCUGUGAGCAUUGGCCAUCUUAUGGAAGAUGCCCGUAUUUCUGUCACCCUCUUUCAACCACACUUCUCUAGUUUUUUGCCUCUAAGUAAUCUCUUCUAGUAACACCCAUUUUUUAUUUUCUUCCCUCGCUUCUCUUCUAGCUUCCAUCUCUUCCAAAGACAAUCUGUUAGUCUUCUCCUUAGCAUCCUAGAACUCCAUCUGAUCCAAAGCCAAAUUCUUCCUGUAUUUAACCCUACCAAAGACAUCUAUGUUCCAUUCCUUCAAUUUAAACUUCACGACCUUUAGUUUUUCCACCAAAAUAAAACUUUCAAUGCCAUUAAAGUUGUCCCCCUCCCACCAAGAUCUCAACAAAUCCUUAAAACUCUCCACUUUUAGCCACAUAUUCUCAAAUCUAAAGGGGGAGGGUCCUCUUCUCAAACCCCCUCCUUCCAGCAGAAUCGGGAAGUGGUCUAACACUAGUCUUGAGAGGACACAUUGUCUCAAACCACUAAAAUGGCAAUCCCACUCCUCAUUAACCAAGAAUCGAUCUAGCCUUGAAAAUGACUGGUUGUUCACCCCUCCACUCCAAGUAAAAAGACCCCUAAGUAGAGGCAAAUCCUUUAACUCUAAAUCUUCUAUUACUUCUGAAAACCUUUUCAUGUCUGAAUUCAAACUCCCUCCUCUACUGCACUCAUCAAGGCUUAAGAUGGCAUUAAAAUCCCUAGCAACACACCACGGACCAUUCCAAAGGCCUUUUAUAGCCCCCAACUCAUCCCAGAAGCACUCCCUGUCCCUCCUCAUGGUCGGGUCAUACACCCCUGUAAAAAUCCAGAUGAAGCCAUCCUCACAAUUCUUAAAAUGGCAUGAAAUUGAGAACACUCCCUUUUCUAGGUCAAUCAAUUCCAACGCCCUAUUAUCCCAAAACACCACUAUGCCACCAGCAGUACCCCUUGAAUCCACAGAACCCCAUUCUAAAAAUCUCCCCACUCCUAGACUACGGACAAGGCCCCUUGACAUUUCUUAGAUUUUAGUUUCCUGCAAGCAAACCAAAUCCACCCUAUUCUUCUUAAUCAAGGCUUUGAUUACCUUCCUCUUAUCACAAUUAUUUGCCCCUCUUACAUUCCAAGAAAGCAUACAGAUCUUCAUCUAGACCUGAAAAAACUAUCCCGUCUUCUCCUCCUCCUCCAAUAUAAUUCACGGUCCAUUCCAGCUUUCUCAAUUCCCUUUCGAACUUUGACGACUCCAAUUUUUUCUUUUUCCUACCAUCCAACUUCCCCUUCUGUAAUUUCCUCUCUUUCAUUCUUUUCAACAAAAAUAAAAUCUCUCCUUUGAAACCCUCUGUCGGCAUUCCAAGGCAUCGGCUAAACUUAGCCAAGCAACUAGACUGCCAGCACGGCUCACCCGCUUCGUUUCCCUCCUCCAUGACUUCUUGAAAUGCCCUUUCCGAUACAUCCUUUAUCUCCUCCUUAACAGCCUCAUUAGCCAUUCCCAAGAAACCAGAGACCGCUGCCUCCCUUCCAUCCGCCAAAAUCAUCCUUAAAGGAUCCAAAUCUGUUCCCCCGACUGUUUCUAAGCUACAAUCCCGGCCUCGGCUCCCAUCAGUGGCGACGAUUACCCCAUCCCGCCUAGAAAGAAUAGAAGAAGAAGAGAAAUCCCACUUCCCCAACAAGAAUAGAGCUCGAGGAUAAGAAGCUGUGUCCUUGGAAGCCUCCUCCAUCAAAGCUUCGUCUGUAAGCUCAGUGAGAUUUAGCGUCGGUGGAGACGACCCCAGCUGGAUGCCUAAGACAUCCCCGUCUGGUCUCCCACAGUCCACAUCGUGACAUCCCCUGCAAGCCCUAGCCCCAAAUAAGACUUUAGAGUCGGAUCGUCCCACCUGAUUUGGGCCUUUGGAAGAUGCCACCGUGGGUCGGCCCACUUCCAAGAGAUUUUUUAAAGCUGCAUCAAAAAGGCCUUCCUCGUUGGGCCUCCUCUCUACAUUCAUUUCCAAGUCUUGGCCCAAAGGACUAUUAACUUGGGCUGCAGGCCAAUUUUUUGAAACCCCCUCCCAAACAGAAAGCAGCCUGCCUCUGACCAUUUCAGCCUCUGCCCCUCUUGCCAACAUCGAGUCAGAAAAAAGGGCCUCCCUAUCUUUUCUGCAGCAAUCUUCUCCACUCUCACACGGCACAGUCACCUUUGCAGACUGCUCAUGGGAUUGAAUAUGCUCCACAUUAUAGCCGGUGCGUGAAACACCCCCUUCUUCAUCCUUAACCUCUUGCUCCUUUCCCAAACCAUUUCUAAUUACUGAGAUCACUUCCGACACCCUUGGUUGCACCUCCCACCACAGUUGAAUAGCAAAACAAAAAGAGCUAAUUGCCACCUACAAAGAACUUGGCCACUUUAACCUUUUAGAUUUCACUAAUAAUCUAGCCCAUUGCAGCUCUUUAAAGGCAGCAGUGUUUUCAUCCACUGCAACAAAACCCCUACAGCAAUCCCCAAUCUUUCUAAACACUUCCCGGCUCCAAAAGUGCAGCGGUAAUCUCACUACUCUCACCCAAACUUCCUUAAUUUGUUCACAGUAUUGAGAACACCCCACUUUUGGGUCCCACCUUUCCAAGUGCAGAAACGAAUCCUUAAAGCACCGAAACCCUCUUAAUAACACUUUGUCUGCCUCUGCUUUAUUCUCAAACUCAAUCAGAAUGAAAGGGCCCCCCAACCAUGCAAACUUCACUCCUUUAAGGUUCCAGUGAUAUUUUCCCCAUCUUCCCAAAGCGGACAGGUCUGGAGCCGACACAGGAGACUCUCCCCAUCUCCCAACCAGACACCAGUCCAACAUCUUCCUUCCACUUAACACAUCUUCUUCUCCCAGCUGUAGCCACACUGGUUCCCCUAACCUUCUCGCUCUUGUUUUCACCACAUCAACAUAGGAAUUUUUUGCCUUCCCUUCAUGAGCCCCAACUCUACUCUCUGUCCUAGAGAAUACUAAAACUUCCCUAGGCUCAUCAUGUGUCGAUACUCCAAGAGAACGGAGCUUUUCAGCCAACAAGGUCCACCCUCCCAGAAUACCUUUUCCUUCCAGGAACACUAAACAAAAUUUCUUUGCCUCUGAGUCAACCACAGAGCACAAUAAAAAUCUGUCUGCCUCAUUUGCUUGACAUUCCAAUUUAAACUUCCUACCUCCAUGCUCCCAACUUUUAAUAAAUCUCUGAGCAAACUCACCCCUACAACAAUCCUCCACUCCCUCCAACAGACAACUCAAGCUAAUGCUCCCAAAUUUGAUCCACAAAGUAAAUCCUCUACUUCUUUCCACAAUGAUCCCCUUAUGUUUCUCUGUUCUUAAUAUACAAGAGAUAAAGCUAGAAAGUAAGAAAAUCUAAUAUUUAUGUCUAAUCUAAGAGCCUUAGGGGACAUAUUUUUCUAUUCUUUUCUUUUUGUGAAAGUAUGGGUGAGAUCUAGCAGUUCACCAAUUUUUUUGGACAGACUGAUAGCUGAUGCAGUUAUAGUGAAAACCAGUGGCCUACAAGCUUUUGGAAGAAAGCCAUAACUAGAAAUUCCACACCAAGUAAACCCAAAAAUCUGAUAUGAAUUAAUCUUAAGUCUCUGUAUGAACACCCAUAAGCCAACAGUAAUCCAUUUAAACCACUAAUAACCAGAUUCAACUGCAAGUAGCAAUCAACACCAAGAAAUAAAUAACCUAAAUCGAAAUAAAGAACUCAACAAGCCCAAGCUGCAAAAGAGCUCCAUGAAUGAGAGGAAUAAACUGAAAUUUAAUUUGAAUAUCCCUGUAUGAAUAAAUUGUCACCAAACAAAAUCCUAUUCUUCCCACUUGCUUCAGAGUGGUUUCAGCACUUUCUAUGGUAACUUUAUCAUCAGUUGCAUUGCGGUUCAGUAUUCCUAAAUCAUAAAACUUUCUAUGUGCGGUACUUUGUUAUUCUGAUAUCCUUAACUUCUUCUUAAACUAAAGUUCAGAUACUCUACCAAUUAUAUACAGGCAAUGAUAUAGUGUUUUUUUUAUAACCUCCUUUUGAAGUAAACGACUUUACUUGCACUUUAGAUCUUAUAAUAGCAAGAUCAGAGACUGAUGAAUAUAAUUUGGUUAUAUUUGAUUGGUCAAAGAAUCCAUUCAUUU
Molecule: messenger RNA, 11817 nt
Organism: Vitis vinifera (wine grape)
Lineage: Eukaryota; Viridiplantae; Streptophyta; Magnoliopsida; Vitales; Vitaceae
Product: AUGMIN subunit 1
Exons: 3
Coding region: 1049-4708 (1219 amino acids)
Biological process (GO): spindle assembly
Cellular component (GO): cytosol; HAUS complex
Molecular function (GO): catalytic activity
Source: RefSeq, a predicted model, not a curated record